Topomyia yanbarensis is the source of this 5900-nucleotide messenger RNA. RefSeq names its product cilia- and flagella-associated protein 44. The record is from RefSeq and is a predicted model, not a curated record. The coding region runs from base 1 to 5808 and encodes 1935 amino acids. Gene Ontology annotation, molecular function: protein binding. NCBI's taxonomy places the organism in Eukaryota, Metazoa, Arthropoda, Insecta, Diptera, Culicidae. The transcript has 8 exons.
AUGUCACUAACAAGACGCGAAACGAUAAAAGUUCCGAAGAAAUCUUUAAUUUCAAGGCCGGUCAAAAGUUCAUCUUGCACUAUCCCAUCGGAGAUACUUACAUUCGACUACUCUUACGGUUACAAUUGCAAGCGACCCUUCAACCUGUGCAAAAUCGAUGACAACGUGCUCGUGUUCGCCUCGGGAAACCUAAUACACUUCUUCGAUGUAACAACGCAAACCGUCACCACACGGAGAAGCUCGACGGGAGGCGGUAUCGGUUGCAUCCAAACAAAUCCCAAUCCGGAGCUGCGUCAUCUCACGGUAGGGGAGAAUGGCUCCAAUCCGCCGAUCAUCAUCUACCAGUAUCCGGAGAUGGUCGUGGUGAAUAUACUGAAAAACGGAACCGCGCAGGCGUACAGCCGGGUGGAUUACAAUGCCGACGGGGAGCUGCUGGUUUCGCAGGGUUGCGAUCCAGAUUACAUGCUGACUGUGUGGAACUGGCGAGACGGGGAGAUUAUACUGCGCUGCAAAUCAUUCUCGAAUGACGUGAUAAAUGUCAUGUUUUCUCCUUCCGUUCCCGGGCACCUGACAUCGUGCGGCCUCGGUCACAUAAAGUUCUGGAAAAUGGCCGAAACAUUCACCGGUCUCAAACUGCAGGGUGAGCUGGGUCGUUUUGGAAAAACUGAAAUCUCCGAUAUUGUCGGCAUACUCCCGAUGCCGGACGAGAAGGUGCUAUCCGGAUGUCAGUGGGGUAACAUUCUGGUUUGGGAGGCCGGACUGAUUAAGUUGGAAGUAUGCCGCAAGGGUAGGAAGCCAUGCCAUCAAGGUCCCAUCACGCAAAUCAGCGUCCGGGAGGGAGAAGUGAUGACGAGUGGAAUGGAUGGAUUCAUUCGAGUUUGGUUCUGGGAAACGGUCGAACUGGCAGACUCCCCCGAUGAUGAUAGGGUGGUGCAGAUCGAGCCGAUAAUGGAGUUUAAAAUUGGAACCGAAACGUACAGCAGUGAGCUGAUGUGUUUGAUCAAAAAGGAAGGGGAUUUCAAAUGGUAUGCUCAGGAUAGCAACGGAGGCAUAUGGCUUUGUGAUAUAACGCCAGCAUACAAACCGGCUGCUCCGUUGCAGUUAUUAAAAUGUCAUGCGGGCCCCAUUGUAGCAGUUCAAACUAGUCCAACUUCUCAUCACGUGGCCACCCUGGGUGCUGAUGGGAAACUGUUUAUGUAUGACUAUAUCCAAAGGAAAAUGAUAUUCAAUCACCAAUUCGAUUCUAACGGACGAGCCAUGCUAUGGCUUCCGGUUUCGCUUGAUCCAACUGGCAUGAUUUUGGUGCUAGGUUUCGAAGAUGGCUGCAUCAGGUUUAUUACUGUAAACUUAGACAAUUCUAAAUGCGAGUGUCCAGUGAAUCUCGUUCAAAUUAUGAAAUCCCACUCAAAAGCUGUGACAGUACUUGCGGUUAACCAAAGGGAAACCAUUCUCGUUUCUGGUUCAGAAGACAAAUCCAUCUUCGUUCAUCAGUUUAUCCGAGCAAGUCCACAUGUAACAAUCGAACCAAUCGGACUGGUGUUAACUCCAUCGGGAGUUGCUUCCAUCAGCUGGAAACCGAAAGUUGCAACCACUGCCUUCAUCGGAUGUCGUCACGGGCAAGUACUGGAAGUAGAGCUUCCUGAAGAGCCUGCAACCUAUACAGAUGUAUCGUACCACUUGAAGGGUGUUGACAUACGACAACUGACUUUCCAGUCAGUUAAGUCGGAAAUUAAAAGAAACAUUCGAAUCGCGGAGAUUGAGGAGCAAAAGCAGAAAAAGCGUGCCAGAAAAAUGCAAUCUUUGGAACGAGUUCGUGUCGAAAAUCCGGGUAUAGAUAUUGACGAAAAUGCAUUUCUUGAAGACUCGGAAGACGAGGAAGAACUAGAGCCACUAUACAUCCCGAAGAUACCAAAUGCAGUUUUGUGGGUUCAAUAUACGGAAGAGAAUACUCUGUGGUUAUCGAUGGGCGGUUACGAUGCAGGCUUCGUCUACGAGUAUUGUUUUGAUGAUGAGGAUCCCAUUUCAUGCACACCAGUUCCUGGAGCUGAAAAUACGGAGAUAAACACCUUCAUUUACGACUCCAACUAUCUUGUCACCGGAAUGAGCGAUGGAUCUAUUAGGGUGAAUAAAUCCAAGCGUAAUUUCAGAGAUCUUUCUGAUUUUUGGACACUAAAUAUGCAUUUUAAUCCCAGUGGGAAAGUGACCGGAUUGGCUUUCAGUUACGACUACCGCUAUCUGUUCAGUGUUGGGACCGAUGGCAAUCUUUUCGCCUAUAAAUGGAACGCUGAUGCGACACCUAUUGAACCGGAGAAAACCAUUCCGUUGAGGGAGGAGGAACCAAUGGUUGAUGAUAUUUUGGAUCCUAACUAUCUUUCCUUGGAAGAACAAAAGGUCAAGCAGGAAAACGACAGAAAGGAAAAAUUAAUUAACGACAAGAAAAAUGAAAUUCUGUCCACUGUAGCAGAAUAUAGACAACAGUUUGAAACUUUACUCGCAAGAAAUGAGGCUUUGCCUGAAUCACAAAAAAUUCCGAUGGAAGCUUUUUCUCUGGAUGAACGAAUCACCCAAGAUUUACAACAGCAGCUGCAAGCGGAAAUGGAUUUGGUUCGACGAAAGACAGCGUUUGAUGUCGAGAAGGCACGGCUGGCGGGUGAAAAGUUGAAGAAAUUUUUCCUCGACGAAUUGGAAAGUGUUCCAAUUGAAGUGCAGGGAGUGAACAUUACAACCUCGGUCAAAUCCUUUCGGAUCACCAAACUGAGUGACGAAUACCACCAGACUGUGGUAGAUCUGGAGCAACGAAUCAAAGAUGAAGAAGCUAGACGAAGACGUUUCAUGGAAAUGUGUAGAACGCCGGAGGAAAGAAUGACGAAAGCCGCAGAUGAGGCUCCCCUCGACCGGCGUGAGGAUUCUCAGCUGGACAAACGGGAAUCAUUUCUCGAGGGCCUAACGCAGUCAACCAUAGACUUCAAGCUAGAGUCUAAAAUGCGACGCUUACUUGCCAAGUACCGCGAACGGAAGUCGAAGGAACGCAUGCGCAAACUUGAAUGGGAAGAAUUGAAAGCCAAAAAACCGGAUCCGAACGUCAAUCAUCCCGACGAUGAUCGCGCAAUUAAGGAGGCCGUAGACACCAUCGGGGACUACAAGCUCAAAACCGAUCUAGACUACGAGCCCAAUGAAGACGAUCUAGAAACGACCAUGACUAAGUAUCGUGCUUUACUACACGUCCGGGAGGAAAUGUUCACCAUCAAGCACGAAUACAACAAGCAGGUGUUUGCACUUCGUGACAAGAAAAAAGAGCUGCUAACGUAUUUUGAGUCUAAAAGUAGAAAGUUGGCAGAAAUUCACGAGGAACUUCCUGAGAAUCAGCGCAAAAAGAUUCCCGUAGAAGUAAAAAUAGAUACACUUUUAGAGUAUCCCGAAAAGGAGUUUGAACUAGACGAAUAUGAAGACCCUAACGAAAAAUUAGAGGAAGUACAGACAAACAUUCCCAGAAAAGUGAAGAGUACCGAAGACGUUGAUCUCUUACAAAAGCACGCACUAGGGCUGGUACCUUCACCGGAUGGCAUUCCACACACUCCGCUGGGAACAGAAUGGGAGAAAGAGCUCCGUGAAAUGCGACUUGUGAAAAAACUAUUCAAACAAGACCGAAUAAUAGAGAAAGUAAAUCAGAAAAUUGUUGAAUUUGAUCAAGCUAUACAGAAACUUGCUGAACAGCGUCUACAAGUUGAAGUAGAUGCCAAGUACCUGGAAAUACAUCAACUAACUCUCUACCAAGAGUUAUGGAUUUUGAAAGAUUUUGAAAAGAUUGAAAGCAAAAUGAUAGGCACCGUUGAAGAGUUAACGUUGGAGCGAAACAAUUUGCAGAAAUCGGUCAUUGAAGCUCGAAACUCCAUCGAACAAUCUCAGCAGGAUAUGGAUGAAAACAGGAGAGAGCAAAAAGCAGUUUUUCACCGUUUCACCUCCAGCUGUUCGGACAACCCGUUUGCUGUUUUUCUUAAGCGAAUUUUUAAGAAAAAAUUCAAACCUUGUCGCAUUAAUCAAAACAGGGAUGAAACGGAAUCGUCGAGUGAAUAUUCCUCGGAAGACAUUGACGCACUAGAGAACGCUGUGGAUAAUGAAAUUAGUAAGAUUUUUCUAGACGAACAGCCAUGUCCAGUCGGAUGUGAUCCGGAUUUGUACCAACUGACAAUCAAGCUGAGGAAUGAGAAGAACGAGUUGGAGAAGCAAUAUUAUGAGGAGAAUAAGAUGUUGAAUGAGACGAUUAAGACUAUGGAGACAUUGAAAAUGAAGUUGGCAUAUGUCGAAACGCGGUUGACUGAUAAAAAGAAAGAAUUAUUGAACUUUAGGCGAGAAAAACAAACUCGUUUGAAUGACAUCAACAGCUUGGUUAUCUUGAAAAUGGAUCAAAUGCAGCACUUCCGGACUGAGACGGAAUUUUACGACAUCGAUAACAGCCUUCUUUUUAACAAUGAAAAGCUUAUGAAACUGUAUGCACGUGUUGGGCAAUUGGCAAUGGAAACGUUGGAGACGAAAAGAAAGCAUCGAAUCAAUGUGGUGCACCUGGCUCGAAUGCGGACAGAUAUCAAGUAUAUGGAAAAGCAAAUUAUUGAACUCAAAGAGAAAACCACUGAGACAAUGAUGAAAAAAUUUGGACGAAUCGUUAACUUGGAUGAACUGGAAGAAACUAUUUUGAGAAAGUUUGCUUUUGAAAUGAGAGCAAAUAUGGACGAUGUGAAGAAAAGUUAUUCGGAGAGGACCCGUGACUUAAAAGUCAUGUACUCUAAAGUCAUGUACUCUAAGAAACAGACGGAGUUAACUAGAGUAAUCCAAGAAGGUACAGAAAAACUUCAUGUUCUCACAGUCCUUCAGGAAGAACAUAAUAACCUUUCAAAGAUGUUGGAUCGUCAGAAUAAGCUACUGGAGAAAAAAGAUGAAGAUCAAGAUCAAAGGAAUUACGAGCCAGACUUGAUCAAGUUGAAAAGUAUCGCUAGAACUCAGAAGGAGCAGAUUAAUAUGCUACAACGAGAGAUUCGAACGCUCAGUAUCAAAUGCAAGCCGCUUAGUACGGAUGUUGGACAAAUAGUGGAACCACUUAUGUCGGUUCCCAAAAAGCCCACUAAAAUUGCAGAUGACACCACAUACCCGAAUGCCAUGGACUCCGCACCUCCCAGCACCAGGGCAAGCUCACCGGAUAACUUCUUGUACAACGAAAUCUCUUCGCUGGUAGACGACUUCCUGACUGAUCAUCUUGGAACAUUAGUCCAAAAAUCAGACAUAAAAUGUGUCGUAACCCACCUAUCACUGUAUCUAUCGAAUAUUAUCGCUAAUUUCGCUCCCGAGCAUGCAAGCGAUCUACUGCCCCAUAUUAUAGAAAACUUCAAAUCGUUCAUUCCCGAAGCACUUCUGCUGACCAUACCACCCCAAUCCAUCGCCGAAUUAAUUGAAAACAUAUUCCGUACCUUCAAGGAAGGUUACGACAUCGACACGAAGGAAAUUCUGAACGAAAUUAUCAACAACAGUUUGGAAAUGGUACCGCCAGCUUCUCAGAAUUACUCUCAUAAUAUUUUGGCAGACAUUCUCAAGCAAGUAGUAUCGACCCUUCACGUUUCGGACAUCAUCCAUCCGGAAACAGUCAGCUUCAUAGCGAGCGGUCUUCGAAACAAGCCAGGAAUCGAUCCAACAGCAGUUAACGUGAAUCAACUCACCACGGAAUUGCUUCAGUAUGCCGUGGAAAACUUGGUCGAUGACGUCAAUCGGGAUGCGAUCAAGCAGAUUGUCAAUGGUAUCCUUCAGCAAAGCGCUAAGUAGAUACACAUGCCCUGUUCCCAUAUAUCAACCGCAGUAAAAUAAGGUUCAAUUUAUUCGGUCGUUAUCUGUACAACACUCUGGUAAUAAAACAC